AUGAAGGAGCUCGAGGAAAUGACAGAUCAGUACAUGCUGAGACGGGAAGACAAUUGCCACCGCGCUGACCUGCCGCCGAAGACAGAGCAAUGGGCCUUCAUACCACUUCGACCGGAUGAGGAUGAGCAAUACCGCAAAGUGCUUGCCCAGCCGUUCUCGGAUGCCCCUGCUGCAGCCUUCAAGCGCAUGCACGAGCUGCGUGGGAUCCUCGCUGGCGGUGCCUCGAGCAAGCUGGAAAGGCUGAGGGACAUGAUCCUGGGCAUGGAAGAAGAGGACGAGGCAGUUGUGGUGAGUGGCAGGAUAGAUGGCUCCACAACAACUUCUUCGCGAAUGGCAAACAUCGACGCUUUCAACACAGAGGCCAAUUGGAAGUUGUUCCUCUUGGCGAAGGCCUCACGACGCAUUUGGCGUCCUGGCCAGCGUCGGGCAUGCACCUUCCUCUCGAUCAGUCAGAACACAAUUGAGGAGAAGAUUUUGUUGCGAGCCUGCUCGAAGCAGGGCUGCUGGCCUUUGUGCCCGGCCAUCGCCAGCAGGCAGGAACUUCGCCGAGUCUUUGAAUACCCCGUGCCAACACUUUGGAGCGCCCUUGAUGGAGAAGCCCAAGGCACCGCUUGGAUCAAUGGCGUGGCUUGGAAGGCCAUGCAGCUUCCCAUUGGGCUGGUGAUGACCAAAUGCGCGGGCUUGGCGCAGGACUCUCAGCAGCAACCAUCUGCGGCGAACAUGCUAUCUGCUUCGACUCCUUCGUGCUCUGCCAAGAAGCCUGCAAAGAAGCGGGUGCGCGUGGCAAGUCAGGAGUUCGUGAAGAAGAACAAGUAUAUGUACACGUCCGGUGUCUACAGCUCCACAUGCGUGGCUGAAGAAGCUUUCGACGAAAUGGACGAGAGCUUCGUUGGAGGCGCGAAAAAGCGCGGACAGCUGAGCGCCGAGGCCACAGUCAUUCGUGACGCCCAAGGAGAGGAGGACACGCAGAAGUACGACUAUUUUGAAACUAUUUUGCAUGUGCGCUCGCAAAAUCUCACAUGCGAUGGGGAGGUACACCUGAAUGGCGCCACAGUGGAGGGGCUCGUCGAGGAAAUUGGCCAUAUCGUCAACGACAGCCUACGCAGUGCUGCAUUGCAGUCCGCGGCUACUGAACGGCUGGCAGAGCAGAAUCGCCAAAUUGCAGCACGAAACAAAGGCAUGCCAAAGGGAUCACCCGCUGCUGCUGCCGCCCCUCUGUAUCGUGGGUACACUCAAGCCCAAUAUGGGACGAGUGGAACCGCUCCCGCCGGUAUUGAUUGCCGUGCUGCGCUUUUGGUUGCGUCCUUUGUCGAAGCAAGACGGGCGGGACUCGAAGAGUUUCUCCAUCGCUGCCUCCGAAUCCCGCAGCUUUCCAAGGAGUGCCCUAUCUUCCUGCGGUUCCUGGAGUCUGCUGGCGAGGGCGACGGAAUCAGCCUCGAGGAGCUCCGACGAAGCUUCGAUGGCCGCAGCAUCGCCGAGAUGUGCGGUACCUUCCAGACAGCCUUUGCUGAUCAGCUUGCACGACUGGAAUCUCCACCCGACGACAGCAAGUUGUCGGAUGCCAAGAGCUUCCUGGAGGCUCACGUGGUCAAGCUGCGUGACCUGACGGUGGCACUACGAGAUGCAUGCGAUGCACAGAAGCACGCCACAGCCUUGGCCAGCACUGCCCAGGCCAGGUUUGCAUCAGUGUCUAGCAGUGACACCGCAGACGCUGCCCGGAAGCCGAGAUCGAUCAUUGCAGCGGCCUUGAAGCAGCAGGACGAGGUUUUUCAAGAAGCUCCCGGGUUUCACUACGACCUCCUCCUCGCUGCGGCUGAACGUGAGCUGGACGAGACGGAGGCCAUGCAGGAGGCACUCCUCGGCUUAGGGGCAUUGCACCAAAGGCUCGUGGAUGCCCAGCAGAAGAGAGUCUUCGUGGAGGUUGAGCAGAAGCGGCUCAGCAGCCGCACAGAUUCCGGAGAGCCCUCGGCGCUGGGGAAGCUUUUCGGGAAGAGGGACAAAACCACCAAGCUGGAAGAUCUCGCAAGCCAGCAUGCCCAGAGCUUGGAGGACGCCAAGUAUGCGGAAGAGUGGUAUGCUUCGGCGCGCGUUAUCGCAAUUUCCAGAGAGCUGGAU
This is a messenger RNA of Symbiodinium necroappetens, 2115 nucleotides long. Lineage: Eukaryota; Dinophyceae; Suessiales; Symbiodiniaceae. The record is from the annotation of a GenBank genome assembly.